AACAUAGGUACAAAUGCACAAUAUGUAUUCAUGCUGAGGACAGCAGACGCACGUUAUUAUUAUAUCGCAGAUUACGGACUUGUUUCUUAUAAGUUUACAUCGCACCAAAACUCUAUAAAUUAAAAUAUGUUGUUAUUCAUUAUAUUAUGUACGUAUGCGUAUAAUUGAACAGUUUUUUUUUAGUUUCGCCCGUUAUACAGAUGAGUACGUAUUGUUUGAAUGGUCGGAUUGUUUAUGAUUAAAUUAAUCGCAGUCUAUACGACUAUAUAUAAUACAUUACUUAAUGGUGAACUGCUAUAAUUUAUUGCCAUAAUACGCUAAAGACUAACGUAUAGCAGCCAGCAGGAUUGAUCAAACUUAUAUUAUACUAUACAGUAGAAGCUAAGGGUUGAAAGAAAACAACAAAACGUUAAGUCGGUAUACUACUUAAACAAAAAGAAAACUAAUAUAAUAUACAAUAUCCUGUGAUACAUACAUAUAACGUGUCUCGUAUUUAAUGAGUGGACUGCUGUACUGUAGCAUGAGUGUAUGACAAGACGCCACACCAAGCACGAGCAGAUUUUUGACAGCGCGUUGUGCAAUUGCUUACAAUAAUUUACCAUACACAACAAAAACGGCUGAAAUGGCUAUACUACUACAACGGUUGUUAUCGAUCGUGGCAAUAGUUAUGACAAUGACAGGAUCAAACGCUGCGAAUGACUGUUGGCCCAGAAAAUUCGCUUAUGGCACAGUGUGCGUGUGUAACUCAACAUACUGCGACCAGAUACCGGAACCGGAAAUAUUAUCUGUCGGAAAGUACACGUUAUACACGUCUUCAAACACCGGAAUGCGAAUGCAUAGAAGCGACGGAUCUUUUGUGCCAUCGCUCGACUCACAAUGGUCUGGUGACGAGAUAGACGUGGAUACGACGACCACGUACCAAACCGUACACGGCUUCGGCGGUGCUUUCACAGAUUCGGUGGGCAUCAAUGUUAUGGCGUUGAGCCCGAACUCUCGACUCAAUCUCCUCAAGUCUUAUUUUUCUGAUGACGGCAUUAAGUAUAACAUUGGACGAGUGCCGAUUGGUGGUACCGAUUUCUCGACACGUAAGUAUACGUAUGCUGAUAGCAAGGGCGUCCCAGACUUGAACAAUUUCGAUCUGGCUCCCGAAGACGUUGAAUAUAAGAUACCACUGAUAAAAAUUGCAAUGGGUAUGGCAUCGGACGAAAUAAAGUUGAUCGGGUCAGCAUGGUCGGCCCCACCAUGGAUGAAAACCAACAACGACUAUUCCGGCAUAGGUUUCCUUAAACCAACAUUCAUGGAAGCGUGGGCAGAAUACCAUAUAAAAUUUUUAGACGAGUACCUCAAACAAAACUUGACUUUCUGGGCGCUGACCACAGGUAACGAACCACUCAAUGGCAUCGUGCCCGUGAACCGAUUCAAUUCUAUGGGCUGGACUCCGAUGUCUCACCGUGAAUGGAUCGGACGUCACAUGGGGCCCCGAUUAAGAAGUUCUGAACAUAACAGCACACUGUUGUUCGCUAUCGAUGACCAAAGGAUCGUAUUGCCUUGGUGGAUGAAAAUGCUUAUGAGCGAUGAACAAUGUUCAAAAUACAUUGACGGAAUAGCAGUGCACUGGUACUUAGACUUUAUUGUUCCAGUUAAAGUUUUGAAUGAAGUACACAAAAACUUUGGUGACAAAAUCAUAAUGAAUACUGAAGCGUCUCAAGGUGACAAGCCGUGGGAUUUCGUCAAAGUACAAUUGGGAAGUUGGGCCAGAGCUGAAAAUUACGCAAACAAUAUCAUUGACGAUUUAAACCAUUGGGUGCAAGGAUGGGUGGAGUGGAAUUUAGCUUUAGACAUGAAGGGAGGUCCGACCUGGGUGUCUAACUUUAUCGACUCGCCCAUUAUUGUUGAUAAGACUAAAGAUGAAUUCUACAAGCAGCCUAUGUUCUACGCGAUUGGACAUUUUUCAAAAUUUAUUUCUAGAGGUUCAAUUCGUAUAAAGUUAACACAGACAUCGGUUGUGAAGUCAGUCGGUUUUAAAAGGCCUGAUGGAGCCGUAGUUAUUGUUUUAUACAACAGGAGGAACAAACCAGUCAACAUUUCUAUUAAGGAUCCACAGAGAGGUGUUAUAGGUCUUAAUUUACAAAAACAAUCUAUAAAUACACUAAUUUUUUGGUAAUUAUUACAAUUGAUAAUAUUUCUUAUUUAUGUUAUUUAUAUCACACAUUAUCAGUUGUAAAACAUAAAAACUAUUUAUUUUUUUAACAUAUAAUGAGUUAUGACUAAAUACAAACAUAUUCAACAAUUUGUUUGGUAAUAGAAGUUUUUAAUUCGUUUAUAUUAUAAUAUGUCAAAACAGUAGCAUUGAAUAAAAUAAUGUCUGAUUCUA
Aphis gossypii (cotton aphid) is the source of this 2374-nucleotide messenger RNA. Its product is annotated as lysosomal acid glucosylceramidase. The record is from RefSeq and is a predicted model, not a curated record. Gene Ontology annotation, molecular function: glucosylceramidase activity. The transcript has 10 exons. Bases 623 to 2164 code for a protein of 513 amino acids. Gene Ontology annotation, biological process: glucosylceramide catabolic process. Lineage: Eukaryota; Metazoa; Arthropoda; Insecta; Hemiptera; Aphididae.